CGUCCCUUGUGCAAGAACUUAACAUUGGGGACGCCAAUUGACGCGGUGCGCGUUUUUUUUUUCAAACUUUGAUAUUAAAAUUAAUUUUUUUUUCAUUUUAACUUCUUAUUUGGGGGAGUUUUAUAGGGUAUAAGUAUCCCGAGUAAACGCGAAACGGACGUUCGAAUUUUUACACAUUUUUUUUUUAUUUUUUGAUUUUAUUUGAAAUUGGCCAAAGGACUGUCUUGUAACCCGUUUUGCUAAAGGAAGUUGGGCAAGUGUAUUUGUUGGUGGUUUUUUUUUAGUUGCAGUUUGUUAAGAGGACGCGCCAUGAGGGCGUGGUCUCAAUUUCUGGAGCCGGGGCCAGCGUUAACGACACUCUGUAUAGCCAUAGUCCUGAUUACACAAGUACAUGCCGCUCCCACCUUGCCUGACCAAAGCGAUGCCGAGCAGAGUACAGAUGUUGAAUACUAUCCAGUUGCUGACGCAACAGGAUGCUAUUACAACUUCCAACAUUACAAUGAAGGAGACCGAAUAAUCACGAACGAGCCAUGCCUGAACUGCACUUGCCACAACAGAAUGCUCAUGUGUUACCUGCGGGUCUGUCCGUUCACCAAAGCGAUCGGAGCGAACUGUAAAGUGGAAAAGAGACCAGACCAAUGUUGUCCUACCAUCACUUGUCCAGAAGUUCCAGUUCAGUUGCUCACCUCCACUAUUCCAUCAACCGCUGUAGGCCACCUGAAUGAAUACGGUUGCUCCAUUGAUGGUUUGUUUUAUUCUGACGGAGCGAGAGUACCAUCAAACCCAGAAAACCCUUGCGAACUCUGCUACUGUAUCAGAAACAAAACUGCUUGUGUUAUGCAGGAAUGUACUUUGAACGUUGAUGGCUGUAGGCCAGUCUUCCAGGAAGGCGUCUGUUGUCCUGUUCGAUACAAUUGUGAACAUCCCGAAUACCUGGAAGGCCCUACGACCCCACUGAUUACGUCUACAACCACCACAACCACCACCACAACAACAGAAGCACCUACCACCACUCUCCUACCUUCCUACCAAUGUGUAUAUGAUGGUCAGCAAUACAACGAUGGUGAAUUGGUGAAAAAUGACAUACCAUGCGAAAAAUGCUACUGUAUGCGAGGUGAUAUUGUGUGUGCUGUUCAAGAGUGUGGACCAACACCCCUGGAUAAAGUCAACUGCACUGCCUUACCUAUUGCAGAAGGUCAAUGCUGUCCAGAUACUUAUGAUUGUGCUGGAGUCCUUGAAGAAGAGCUUACGACGCUAUCAUCUGUUUCUUAUGAGUUUGAACCUACCACAGUCCCUAGCGUAAUUAAAGAAAAGGCUGAAGCCACUGAAGGACCUUUGACGACAGCUCAGGGUGAAGAAGAAUCAGAAGUUAAACCUGAAGCAGUAACUACUGAAAUAAUCACAAAGGCAACAGAAGAAGCAGUAUCUCCUGCUCAACCUAGUGAAAAAACAGAAACUAGAAUUCCAGGAAUCUCCGAAGGAUCUGAAACAUCACCAACAAUACUGCCUGAAAUUCUCGAAGAAUCAACCAAAUCCGCACAACAAACUGAAAAACCCGAUAUCGAGGAAGUUACCCGGGUAGGCGAAACCACAGAAUCCAUUAAGGAGGAACCAGUUACACUCAUCACUCCAGAAGGUCCCAAAGAAACUUCAUCUGAAAAGGUUGAGGAAAUACCUGCUGAAACUCCUGCUACUGAAGAGAUCUCAGCAACAACCGCUAGCCCCAUAGAAGCUAUUACCAGCAGAAUCACUGAGGUCAUUGAAUCUAUUACCUCGAGAGUUACUGAAACGGUUGAAGCUAUUACUGGUACCAUUGCAGCAUCUAGCAGCGAAAGAAGUGAAACUGAAAAGGCAUCUGAAGAAGUCACUGAACCAGUUAAGGAAGAACACACAGAAAUACCACAUAAGGAAGCUGUUGAAAAAGAAACAACUGAGGAAUAUGGAUCUGAUAAGUCCAGUAAGACACCAGUCGUUUCUGAAAAAGAAAAAGCUGAAACUCCUGAAGCGGAACAACUAACCACUGAAGCAGUGUUACCAGAGAAAGAAUCUGAACAACCAGAAGAACCAGAAACAGAAGAUCAUUCAGAAGAAUAUCCAGUAGCUCAUGACGGGGAAGACACACAUGAACAAGAAAUUCCCAAAGAAGAAGAAGAGGAAGAGGAGGAGGAGGAGCGACAGAAAACAGAAUCACCACUCUCAGAACAUGUGAAACCUCAUACUGAUCAGGAAUCUCCGGUUACGGAAGCUACAACUGAAAAACAAGUAUCCGAAGGUGAAACACCUAUCGCCACUGAUUUACCAAGCAGGAUUCCUGGAGAGGCACUAGAAGAAAUUACAGAAAAGCCAAUUGUACCCACCAAGUGUGACAAAGAAGGAUGCGAAAGAACCCCUAUUGCACCAACAGGAUUGCCAGAAGUUGAAGAAAAGGUCACUGAACCUGCUAUUGAAACAUCUUCCACUCAAGUUAGAAUUGCACCAACGGAACAAUCGGCUACUGAACACAUACCAGAAUCUGAGACCGUCAGCAAAGAGCAAUCAGAGAAAUCUACAGAAUCAGCUCUUACAGACCAUAGUCCGGAAACUGAGGUACCUAAAAUAGAAACAACUCCUAGCGAAGAAGAAGGACUUAUUAUCGUUACUGAACUGCCAACAAGAAAAACUGAGGUGCCAGAAUCUAUGGAUCAUGUUUCAGAAACUGUGCUGGCCACAGAAGCUCCUAUAGCUACCACUGUUAAACCUACUGAGGCAGUUGAAACUGGCACUAAAAUAUCUGGCGAAGUAUCAGCCACAAUUGCGCCUGAAGAACCUGAAAAACCUUCUGCUACACCGGAACAAGAAACUAAAGUACCUACAGAAUCCCAACCUACUGAUCACAUCAGGAUUUCUGAGCACACAACUGAAUUACCUAAAGAAGAAGAAAAUGAAAUUGACCAUGAUGAGGCUGAGGUCACCGGUGCAGAAGAAGAGCAUGUUACUGAAGGUAAAAUUGCGGAACCGACCAAAGCUGCUGAAGAAGAACCAUUACCAGCAGCUCCUGCUCAUGAUGAAACAGAAGAAGAAGAACAUGUUACGGAAGGUCAAGUUAUUGAACCAACCAAAGCAAUUGAAGGACAGCCAGAAUCUCAAACAGAAAUUACGAGUUCAGAGGAGGAGCAUAUUACUGAGGGCAAAGUUACUGAAUCAAUCAAAGUGGCGGAAGAACAGCCAACAGAGCCAACUCCUGCACACGAUGAAACUGAAAUUGCAGGGGAAAAAGACGAAAAUAUCACUGAAGGAAAUGUUACUGAAAAACCCAAAGUGGCUGAAGAACUGCCUACAGAGCCAAGUUCUGCACAUGAUGAAGUUACUGACGCAGAGAAAGAACGUGUUACUGAAGCAACCAAAGUGGAUGAAGAACAGUCGACUGAACGCAUUUCUUCAAUUCCUUCACAUGAUGAAACCGAAGUCACAGCCGCAGAAGAACAACGUACUACUGAACCAACAGAGACAGUUCCACCGGCAUAUAAUGAAACCGAGGUUGCAGGAGAAGAAGAAGAGCAUAUUACUGAACCAACCAAAACUGUUGAAAAACAACCAACAGAGCAAACUCCUUCACACGAUGAAACAGAACUUACAGGUCAAGAAGAAGAAGAAGAAGAAGAGCAUGUUACUCAAGGGAAAGUUACUGAACCAACCAAAGUGCAGGAAGAACAGCCAACAGAGCAAACUUCUUCACACGAUGAAACAGAAGUUACAGGUCAAGAAGAAGAAGAGCAUGUUACUAAAGGGAAAGUUACUGAACCAACCAAUGUGGCUGAAGAACAGCCAACAGAGCCAAUUUCUGCACAUGAUGAAGUCACGAGCGCAGAAGAAGAACAUGUUACAGAAGGUCAAGUUGCUGAACCAAACAAAGUGUCCGAAGAUCAGACAACAAAGACAGUUCCUGCGCAAGAUGAAACCGAGGUUGCAAGUGAAGAAAAAGAGCACAUUACUGAACCAACCAAAGCAGCUGAAGAACAGCCAACAGAGCAAAUUUCUUCACAUGAUGAAACAGAGGUUACAGGGGAAGAAGAAGAACAUAUUACUGAGGCAAACAAAGCAGGUGAAGAACAAUAUCCCACUGAGACAAUUUCUUCACACGAUGAAGCAGAGAUUGCAGGUGAAGAAGGAGAGCAUAUUACUGAACCAACCAAAACUGCUGAAGAACAACCAGCAGAGCCAAUUCCGUCACAUGAUGAAACCGAAGUCACCGGUACUGAAAAGGAGCAUAUUACUGAAGGUAAAGUUACUGAACCAACCAAAUCUGCCGAGGAACAACCAACAGACGCAGUUCCUUCACUGGAUGAAACAGAAGUUACCAGUGCAGAAGAACAUGUUACAGAAAGCAAAACUACUGAACCAAAUAGAGUACCUGAAGAACAACCAACAGAGCAAAUUCCUUCACACGAUGAAACAGAGGUUACGGGUGAAGAAGAAGAGCAUAUCACUGAAGGCAAAGUUCCUGAACCAACCAAAGCAGCUGAAGCACAACCAACAGAACCAGUCUUUUCACUGGAUGAAACCGAAAUUACAGGGGCAGAAGAAGAGCAUAUUACUGAAGGAAGAGUUACUGAACCGACCAAACCUGCUGAAGAACAACCAACAGAACCAAUUCCUUCCCACGAUAAAACCGAAAUCACUGGAGCAGAGGAAGAACAUAUUACUGAAGGAGCUGAAGAGCAAUCAACAGAAACAAUUCCUUCCCACGAUAAAACCGAAAUCACUGGAGCAGAGGAAGAACAUAUUACUGAAGGAGCUGAAGAGCAAUCAACAGAAACAAUUCCCACACACGUUGAAACUGGUGCAGAAGAACAUAUUACAGAGGGCAAAGUUACUGAACCAACGAAACCAAGUGCAGGGGAAACAAUUCCUGCCCACGAUGAGACAGAGGAUACAGAAGAAGAGCACAUCACAGACGUUGAAGUUAGUGAAACAACCGGAGCACCUGAAGAACAACCAACUUCCGCUGCAACGAAAGUACCAGAAUUCAUUCCAGAAGGACAAGUUACUGAAAAAACAAUUAUUCCGGAAGUAUGUACUUCUGAUACUGAUUGCGCUCAACCUGUUAUUCCAUCAGUACCAGAAAGUGAGUCAGCAACAGAGGUCGCUAGGCCCGAAGAAGAGAGUGAAAUUUCAGGAGGAACCACUGAAAGCAACAAAAUUCCAGAAGAGCAUACAAAAGAAACCAAUGAAAUACCUAAGAGUAUUACUGAGGAAGUUUCCAAGCAACCUGAGGAAAGUUCCGGUGAGAAAACUACAGAAGCUCCGGUUCAAGAACAAGAAGAAGGAUCUGGUGAUGAGGGUAGCGGAAGUGAUGCUGAACUUACUACUCCUUCUGAAGCAAUUCACAAAAUAUCUGAACCUGAAGAGCUUGCAACGAAGGCAGAAAUUCCAGAAGAAUCUAUUGGUUCCACAGAAAAAUCAGCUGAAGCCAUUCCAACUGAAGCAGGAACAACUGAAUAUCCUGAGAAAACCGAAUUGCCUGAUAGAGAAAUUCCUGGAGAAGGCAACUGUUUGGUUGACGGACAAUCAUACAAAAACAACAGCAGCGUACCACCAAUUAAUCAUUGUCAGACUUCUUGCAAAUGCGUCAGUUCAAUUCUAAGAUGUGAGUCCAUUGAUUGUGACCCACCACCAGCAGGUCUUCAAAACUGUCUGCCAUACUUCGUUAGCCCUGAAAGCUGUUGUCCUACAUAUAGUUGCACUGGACCUGAAGUAACCAGCUCGCUGGACACUGAAAGCCCUCUGGAGAUGACAACAUCAGGCCUUGUGGCGAAAGAACCAUCAAAACCUGUAGAGACCGGACCAACCAUGCAACCUGAAGAACUCACCACCCAGCUCUCAGCAGAAAGAUCUACAGAAAAACAAGUCACAGAAGUAACAUCUGCUGCAGGUGUGCUUCCUGACCAGUCAACUACUGAACAACCCUCAGAAGUGUCAAAGGCAGAAGACACCUCCGAAGAAGCUGAACAAGUCACAGAAGAAAUCAGCAAAACAAGUGAAGCAGUAGUUACUGAAGAAACCAAAUCACAGCCUGAGGAAGUUACUCAAGAACAAGAGGUAGGAACAGAAGAACCGAAAGCACCUCAAGUAAGAUACACAACAAUUUCUGCUGUUGAUAUUGGACAGACAGAAGUCCAAACCAUACAGCCCAGUGUUGAAGUGACAUCUGAGGCUCAAGAAGCUGCCCUCCCAGAAGGUGCUACCAUCACUCCAGAACAACCAGAAAUAAUAACUAAGGCCGCUCCUCAAGAAGAGCACAUUACCGCAACUCCUGAAGUCAUCACUCAGCAAUCAGAAAAAGAAGAAACAACUACAGUCAGGAAAGAUAUUACUGAAGUGCCAACGAAAGCUGAAGCUCCCACAGAAGCAACCAUUGAACAGGAAACAGUUUUACCAGAACAACCAAUAAAGGAAGGAGAGGUCGAGAAAACUGACCAUUCUGAAAAACCAGAAAAAGAAGUAGAGAUCACAGAAUUGCCAACUUAUACCGAGAAGCCUUUAGAAGAAAAAGUUAGUUUUGUUGAGCAACAAACUGUAGCCACUGAUGUUUCUGCAGAAGAACCAAUGGUAACUGAAGGCAUACAUAAAGAAGGUGUACCCGAGAAAGAACCAUCAAAGGAAGUGGUAGAUAAAGAAGGAACUGAAGCUUCCGAAGUAAUUACAGAACAACCAACAACACCUUCAAUUGAAGAAGAAGAAGUAUCUAUGCAUAUUACAGAAGAGGAAAUGCCUACGGCUAAACCAAUCGAAUCUGAUUCUCAUGUCACCAUUAAAAUCCCUGACGCAGAAAUUCAAACAAAUGCUCCUGAAGUAACGGCAACACCUGAAAGAUCGGUGACUGAAUCCAGUAAACCUCAUGCCGAAAGCACGGAGUUUGUAAAGGUAGAGGAUAACGAAAUUGGCGUAGGAGAAGAAGAAGACCAUAAAAUAACUGAACCUAUUGCGGAAACCGUAACUCCAUCUUCUGAGAUAGAGAUGCCAUCUGCUCCAAGUGUAACAGAGAAGAUCCUGGAACCUGUAACAUACAUUACUGCUCAGACCCUACCAAGUGAAGAAGAAAAGGUUUCUUCCAGUAGUGAAAUCUUGCCAGAAUCUCCAACUGAAUCCACAGUUACUAAAAACGCUGGAGAGGAGACCGAAGGAGCUGCUGUAGAGGGAUCUACAGCCGUAUCACAGGGAGAAGCUGGUACCACUACUCCAGCAACAAUUGAAGAAAUCACUACAGCUGAACCAAGCAAAGAACAUAUUGUUCCGAGCGAGCCAGAAAUUCCUGAGAGUACUGAACGUUCAGAACAAGAAGCAACUGAGAAACCGGAAGAAGAAAUAGAGCUUACUGGAAAACCAGAAGUUGAAGAAACUGCUCCGGUUACUGAGGGUUCAGAACCUCAUGUUAUACCUGAACAACCAGUAACACUAAAUGAAGUUGUACAAGAAACUACUGUUAUUAGCGAAGUUGAAAGUAGUUCUGAAUCAGGGGAAAUUGCACCAGAGGAGCCUACUAAACAGCCAGAAGAAGAGCCUGUAAAACAACAGCCUAAGUUUACAACUGAAAAAUCUCAAGAAUCUGAUGAAAGUAUACUUGCAACUGUUUUGCCCGAGGAACAACCAAUUGAAGAAGAAAUAGAGAGUGAAGCUGCUGUGCCAACUGAGAAACAACCCUCAGGGGACGAAAAGGGCAUUUCAACUACCCUAGCAAGUGAAGCGGAAGAACAAAAAGAGAAAAUACCUGGCGAAGAAACUGCAGCAGUUGAAACAGAAGAACCGAGUGCACCAGAGGAAAGUGAAACACCAUCUUCUGCAACAGAAAAAUCGGUUUUACCUGAAGAAUUCCAAACUGUUAAACCUGAAGAAGAAACACCUAAGCCAAUGGAAGUAGAAGAUCAUAAAACAGAAAUUCCAACUCUGUCCGAGCCCGAAGUUGCAACUAGUUUACCCGCAGAAGAAUCACCAAAGACAGAAGUUGUUCCAUCAUCCUCUGAAGCUCCCAUCGUAUUUCCAGAAGAAGUUCCAGUAACCAGCAAACCGUUUGAAGAAAUCCCAACGUUCACCUCACCGGAGCAAGGCACUCAAGCGCCGGGAGAAACUGUUUCUAUUCCUGCCCGUGCUGGGGAGCUGUUUACUUCUGGACCUAAAAAAGAAACCACCACACAAGAACAUAUACCAGGAGAACUAUCCACAUCACUGCCACCCCAUUCAAGCGAGCAAACUACCAUUUUGCCAGCCACCACAAGCACCACGGAGUUCACUCCGGCUCACAUUACAGGAGAACAGGUGCCAGAACCAUCUGAUUAUGAACAACCAGCAGGAGAUGAAUAUGAAGACGAGGAGCAAACCAGCUUUGGACCCGGAACUUGCCGAUAUGGCGGCAAAGUUUACGUGUCCGCUCAGCAAAUACCCCGAGACGAUCCAUGCGACUUCUGCUUCUGCUUUAGAAGCGACAUCAUCUGUUUGCAACAGAGCUGUCCUCCGCCAAUACCCAAAUGCCACGAAGAACCGAUCAGAGGGUUCUGCUGUCCGAGAUACGAGUGUCCAGUUAACAUGGCCACCACUCUGAACAUCACCACCAGUACCACCACCACGACCACCACGUUGCCACCACACUUCUUAGCGCACGCGUAUAAGGGCAGGGCAACGAAGACUGGUUGCCAGAUCGCUGGCAAAGCGUAUAAAGUGGGAGAGAUUAUACGGUCGACGAGUGGGCCUUGUCUACAUUGCACAUGCGGCGGUGAUGGUCAAAUGAAAUGCGAUCCAAAACCAUGCAGUCCAGAACCGAUGUUGAGACAGAUGAUCGCCGCGGCAGCCCUAAGGCGACGAAGAUGAGAUGUUGCUUUUACGUCGGAUGUAAAUUAGUGACAUAAACUGCGCCAACGAUUGGGUGCAAAGUGAUAAAAAGACAUUUUAUUGAAAUUGAAAACGGAUUCUGGGGGUGCCAAACAAAAAUAAAAAAAUAAUAAAAAUACUGGACAAUUAGGUAUAAAGUGUUCCUUUAAAGGGAUGAAAGGAAGUGGGAGGCCUGCGCAAGAGAUGAUUUUCUAGUCAAUACAGUUAGUUGCUAAUAGGCUACAGUUAGCUAUACAGGCUAGGCGGACAUCUUUUGUGGUAGGUUGGUCACAACGUAAGUCAUCGCAGGAAUUGGAUAAAGGUGAAUAUCGAACAGCCUAUGGUGUUUAUAAUGGGGAUUGCUUGGUGGGGUGUUCUGGAUAAUAUACAGAAUGCGCCACUGAAAUUUGUAUUUUGAUUUUUUUUUGGCUGUUUUUAUGUGAUAUUUACCUUUUAUGACAAAAGAAAUGUACUCAUUGGGCAAGUUACUUACCAUUAAGCCAAUAUGUGCUAGAAAUUUUUUAUACAUUAACAGAACAUUAUCAAAUACCCAUGAAUGUACCAACAAUCAAUACUCGGGAAUGGAUACAUUUCUGGAUGAUUCUAAGAUCUUUUUGGAAUAUUUCAAGAACAUUGUAUUAAUUGCCAAAAAAAACAGUGUUUAAUGGAGUUUUCAUGUUGAAAUGGGUACAUUUCCGUUCAAUAUUCCUGGAAAAAAACGCGCUACAAUCAUAGCAUUCAAAUUGUAUACUCGACUUUGUGUAAUAAUGACUACUCGACUGAAUAAAAAAAACUGAAAAUUUUUUACACUUUUGUAAUGUAUAUUUAGAGUAUUUUGGAGUGUCGUUUAUUGUAUAAGCCAAUCAAUUAUAUUUCGGAGGCUAAAGUAGUGUUUUUUUUUGUUUUGUUAAAUUAUCUAAAAAAGGGUGCGUUCAACGAUGGUUUAAACCGUCGUUGGAUCAACCGUCGUCAGUGUUGCGUAUCCCGACACACGUCUGAGUUGUUUGACCGGUAGAAAUUCAAUAAUUAAUCAUUAGCAAUUUUAACUAUAAGGAUCGUAGUAUAUUUAAAAAAAAAACGUAUUUUUUUCACGGUUUCUGCUGCUUGAACGCUCAGACUCGUUUUUGUAUAUUAUCGGAUGCUCAAUAUUUAGUAAUAAGUAGAAUAUGUAAUAUUUAUCAAUAAAUUAUGUAAAUGUA
Anthonomus grandis grandis is the source of this 10040-nucleotide messenger RNA. RefSeq names its product titin. The record is from RefSeq and is a predicted model, not a curated record. The transcript has 9 exons. Lineage: Eukaryota; Metazoa; Arthropoda; Insecta; Coleoptera; Curculionidae. Gene Ontology annotation, molecular function: protein binding. Bases 310 to 8841 code for a protein of 2843 amino acids.